This is a messenger RNA of Mucor mucedo, 7014 nucleotides long. RefSeq lists its product as uncharacterized. Gene Ontology annotation, molecular function: microtubule binding. The transcript is spliced from 2 exons. Lineage: Eukaryota; Fungi; Mucoromycota; Mucoromycetes; Mucorales; Mucoraceae. The record is from RefSeq and is a predicted model, not a curated record. The coding region runs from base 1 to 7014 and encodes 2337 amino acids.
AUGUUAAACCAUUUGACUCAUUUAUUGACAAAAAGAUCACAGUUAAUUGAAUUGCUACUUUUACGUGUUAAAUGGGAAGGCUUAUUUGGUAAUGCUGUUCAAUGGAUCGCACAAACUGAUGGAGAGUUGGAUGGAUUUCUAAGGGGUAAAGCAAGAUGGUCUGAAAAAGAAGAGUCGAGUUAUGGAUCUUCUGAUGAUGAUGAUGGCAUUGAAGGUGUGAUCAAAACUUUAGUAAGUUUAGAAAGGAAAAUUGCUGAUUUUGAUCAUGCUGCAUAUUCGGAUGUACUUGACGCGUACCAAGAAAUGGAAACGUUAAAAAACUCUUCAUUGCCUGAUUAUUUGGAAAUGCGUCAACUAGGGUUUGAAAAAGCUUUUGAAGAUCUGAUGAAGAGAUCCGGAUUCAGUAGAAAGGUAGUGGAACAAUUACUCUUUAUGAUCAAUACUGUGGAUAAAUUCAAAGAGCUCCGAGAUGUUGGAGAGCGCCUCCGAUACCAUCUUUUGAAAGACGCAGAGGAUAAAAUCGUACAAGAUGAUGAAGUAUACGCCGAACAAGUCCAGCUAUUUAAAGAAGAAUCGGCACGUCUCAUUACAAGUUCCGAGGCUUCUGUUCCUUAUCCUUCUGUUCCAGAGAUGUCUACCGCUAUAGGAGCGAAUGACCCACACGAUAAUCAGAUUACCAAUGAAAAUAUUCGUAGUGCCAUUAGUGCGUAUAGUAUGUCUCUUGCUUUAAUUGCAGAUGGUUUAGAUCAGUUACUCAUGUCACGUUAUCAGACAAUGUCUCUUCAGCAGCGCGCACAGGAAGCAUAUGAUGCUAUGACAAGGGCCAAGUCUUGGAUGGAAGAGCGUAUCAAGUUAUUGGGAAAAUCUCGUUUUGAUUUAAUGUUGUACACCAACCAGAAGCAAUCGCCUUCCAAUUCAACUACUUCUAUAGAUGAAUCGAAACAACCUAAAAACAACAAUUCCAACAAUUCUAGUGCUACGUUAUCAACUACUACAGCCGCUGCUUCCGUUGCUGAUGACGAAAAUUUAUUGCGUCUAGAAAAGGAACGAGAUGGCAUUGAUAUGCGUUUGCAACAAAUGGAAAACGACGAUCUAGCCAAAUUGUUUGAAUCUGUUCGUGUUCUGGAAUAUGAUGUGGAUGCUUCAAAUGCUGUUUCAAUUGAUCGCGAUCAUCUUGUCAAUGGCGUUGAAAGUUUAGAAAUGACUCACCAACAGCUAAAGGAUUUGUUGUUAUCUCGUGGGCUCCAAUUAGAUGCACUUAAGAAACGCAUCGAUUGGGAGAGUCAAUACUCUAAAUGUAAUAACCAUCUCAACACAAUCGCGCGCAAGUUGUGUGAUUUUAAUGUCAAAAAGGCUCGCUAUGAUCCUUCGAAAGAAAACGUGGAUAAGCCGUCUUAUCAAAACGACCAUGAAAAUAUGCAAUCCUUACAGUUUAUUCAAGACCGUGUAGCUGAAUUAGGUGACCGACACUUGACAUCUCUUUCUGAAUGCUAUCAAGAAAUGCUUGAAAGCUAUUCUCGACUUGACAAUGGUGGUACCGCUAUACCUGAAUUUGUUUCUCAAAAGCAGGCUGACAUAAAAACCGAAUAUGACGAUCUCAAAUAUCUUUCUUCGUAUACAUCGGAUCUCAUGACCCAACGCUCUACUAUCACGGAGUUUUUAUUACGUGUUCAAGAUGCCCAUCAUGAAGGUGAAAAAAUUAAGGAUGCCGUCAACAAAAGAACACGUCGUAUCAUGAUAAAAGAAGAAGAAAAUGUAACUACUUUGGAUGAUCAUGUUUCUGCAUUUAAACAAGAAAUCAAGAGCAUUUGGGAAGAUUGUGUCAACAACAUGUCGUAUCCUGUGUACAAUGGCAAUUGGAUUCGAUCUACUUCUCAUGCAUCAGCUGUGCCCACUGGAUCUUCAUUUUCAGAGAUCAACACUGCCGGUAAUAAUGCCGCUGGAUUGUAUCGCUCUCAGAUCCGAGCUCAAAUCAAGGCUUUAUUGGACAGAAAGAUGGAGGAAUUGUCUGCAUUGGAAAAAUCAAUUGAUCAAUUGUUAGAGGUCUAUCGUGAUGCUGACAGAAUGAAGGCUCUUGUCACCCAAUACGAACAGGAAGCUUGUCAAUUGGGUCAAUGGAUCGAUGAACAAAUUGAGGCUCUUAAACGUCAACACGUUGAUGUUUCGGCUGAAAGUUUCUUGGCUCGUGGCAUGAACAUAUCUGACCUGAAAAAAUCCAGAUUAGACCUGUUUUUGCAAGUAGAAUCUUUUGAAGGGAAUAAAGUUAAAGUUUUGCAUGACAAAAUUGCCCGUUUGGUAGAAGACUCUGUGGAAAAAAAGAAGAAUAAAUCUGUCGAUGUUUCUUCUGCCGCGCGUAACUUGGGCGAUGUAAUGGAACAUUUAUCUCAAUUAAAGCGUGGUCUUUCUGAUCAAGCUGUUACUUUGGAAGCUGCUAGCAUGAGAUCCGAAUGGGAGAAGAAUUUACAGUUGGGUAUUACUCGUUUAGAAGAAAUGAACGAACAACUUCGUCAAUUCACCACAAAGAAAAAUCAAUGGAUUUCUCAAGACGAUCUUUCCGAAGAGCAUGUAUCUACCUUACAACAGGAUUUGAAUAAGCUUAUUGCGCAAAGAAACAAGUUUGAAAAAUCCAUACUGCCUGGCAUCCAGUUAAGCUACGACGCAUUUGUAGAAUACUUUCCUAAAUUAUCUAGACCUAUUGCUACUCCUGAUCAUUUGGAAGCUCGUAUGGAAUCUUUAGGUAGAGCUUCAACUCGUCUUCAAGAAAAUGUGGCCGCUCGUUCCAAAGAACUCGAGUUAAUAAAACAACGUAUUCGAUGGGAGGACGCCGUGAAGCAAGCUCUUGUUUACCUUUCUGAAAAAGAAUUGCUAAUCGAAGUAUUUAUUGAAGAAAAGGCUAGAUGGCACAAUGACACUGCUGAAAACCUGUCUUCAGUUCAUGACGACGACGAUGAAUCCAAGCUUCGUACAGAAUGGUCCACAUUAUACACUGAUUUCAAAUCUUAUGAAGAAGAUGUGAUUAUUUCUAUUCAAAAAAGGUUCCAGUCUUUAGUCAAUGAAACAACUGAUCAUUACAACAAUACAAGUGUUUCCCUUCUUCCAAACGCAUUUUCAAAGAAAAUGCAGGAUUUGCAAUCCGCUCAAGACCGUGCCGGCUACUACUUGAAUUUCUCAAAUGAGGUAGUAACCCAAAGAUGUUUGGUUUCUGCUUUCAUUUUGAGAACUGCUCAACUCGAACAGUCUGCCGAAUUAAUCCGCGAAGAAUUUAUCGCUACCAAAGUAGCUGGCGAGACAGUUCAGAUUGCAGGUCUUUUGGAGAGCCAUACGGAGAGAUUACAAAAGUUCAAAGAUGGAAUUGAUGAUGUUCGUCAGAAUCUUGCCACUAGUAUUCCGUAUCCUGUACGUUCUUUGGAAAAUAUUUCUACUCAAGCCAAGCUCAAGGAUGAAACCACCAAUUCUGUAAUCCAUGAGACGAUCGAUAUGAGAAACACUCGUCUGGACGAAAUAUGUAAUAGUCUCCAACAGCUGCUUGAAACUAAGGAACGUGUAUCUCGCCGUCGAUUAUCUUUACACUCAUACAAAAAGCAGGCUCAGGUUGCGGAAGCUUGGAUUGGUUCCCGUCACGAGAUUUUGAGCCGUAGCAAUUCUUAUGUUAUCAACAAGGACUCUGCUGUAAAUAUUGAAAAACUCAAGGAGGCCGUAAGCCAAGCGGAUAGUGUUGAGCAAGCCAUGAAAGCCAAUGAAAGCGUGUUUACCUCAUUAAAUACCACUUUCGAUAAAUGCAUCACUGCAUUCGAGGACAAGUCAUUGGAUCAAGAAGAGGUGCAAGAUGAAGGGCACCAUGAAUUGGUCAAAGAAAUUGCUGAUAUUGUUGAACCUACACAAAAGCGUUUGAGCCAAGCAUGGAGUACUCUUUUAAUCGAAGCCGGUGAAACCACUAAGAACACUACAGCUUUGUUGAUCGAAAACAAGAUUCAGAGCUGGUUGAAUACUCUAGACGACCUGAAAACUCGUGUUGGGACUGCCGAUAAGGGUGAUGACGAUCAAAUCUCUACGUGGGUCGAUGAAUUGGACAAAUUGGAACAACAAGAGUAUCAAAAUUUGGCUGCCGAUGUUGAUGCUAACAAGAUGGUACUAAACAAAGAACAACUUGAGAAUGUUCAAAAUCUUUUUGAGAUUGGGCUGUCAACCAUUCAAAUUGUUCGAGCAAUCCUUGUUGAAAUGGAACAUGAACUUCAUCUCGGUCAGCUCAUUGAAAAAUACCUGGCUGAUAUAUCUGAUUUGGAAGUAUCAAUCCAAUCACAGAUUGACCAGCUUAACAAGACCAACGAAAGUCAUGUUCGUAUUAAUUGUGAAGCAACACCCGAUGUAAGAAAUAACGAAUAUCAAAUCCUUGUAAGCGAAUAUAAGCAAGCCAGUGAUACGAUAGUAGAUUUGAAAGAUGCUCAUAGUGAUGUUAAUGCCCAAUACAGCACAAUCUUGGAAAAUGAUGACACUUAUAGCAAUAAGACUCAAGAAGAGGUAUCGAAAAAAUGGGAAAACCUCUUAUCUUUGGAAUCUAUGGUCGCUGGUCUUGUAUCUCGUUCCUCGAAAUGGGUUAAGCACUUCAAUUCUUUAGUUAUCAUUCGUGACGAACUCGAUCUGGUUCAGUCCAAAUUAAAUACAACUCUGGAUAAAACUGAAGAGGAAAAAUAUGCUGAAUAUAAACAGAUUAAUGAACAACUUAGUCAAAUCGACUCUUCCCUCAAAGGUGAAUUAUCUAGUUUAUUGGAUGAGUUGCUUGAUGAUACAGUCAACUCAGAACCUUUUGAAAUCCAGCGUACUACUUGCUUGAAUUUGAAGAACAAAUUGAAAUUGGAAUUAGAUCAAAAAAUGACAGAGGUAGAGAAAUCGUCUUUGCUUCAAUCAAUUACUGCUAUUGUGAAGCGCCUUUGUGAAGAAUGUGAUGCUCAGCUAACUCUCGCCAAUAACCAUUGUUCCAGCACAGUUUUUCUCGACGGAGUUCAAACCACUAUCAAAGCUUGUUCUGAUAUAGUCAGUGCAAACAAUUUGGUGCAAUCGAAUAUUCAAAAUGAAGUAGAUGCAUUGCGUAUGAAUCAAUGUGACAGUCUUUUAACUAAACUCAAUUGUAAGGAGGAUGAAAUUGACAGCUUUAUCACACCUGUGUCUUCACUUUUGGAAAAAUUGGAUCAAGCUACUAAAUCUGAAAAGGAAUGCCUCUCCUUGGCGAAGCUUUUCUCUCAGUACUUAACAUCAGAAAAGUGUUUUAUUGAUACUGUUACUGCCAAUAGUUUACAACUUGCAAAUGAUAAUGAUAUCACUGAAGCCAUCGUAUCACAUUUGGAAGCCCAACUGGAGUCGCUAGAUGACAACAAGAAAGAGCUUUAUAACUUGGAGAACGGUAUAGUUCAUUUCGAAUUUAACGAUCUGUUAUUAUCUGAUAUUCGCAUGACCAAUAUUUCUUCAACUAUACAAACAUGCAAGGAGGAAGUUCAUAACAAGUACGAUGAAUUCGUUACAGCGCUACGUCAAUCAAGAUAUGAUAUUGAAAAAGUGAAACAACGUCAACAAAUUAUUAUCAAAUUGAAUGACAUGAUCGCAUUUAUCGCAGAUAUGAGUGACAGGGUAAAUGUAUUGCAACUAUCUGGUAAAUCUGUUUCGGCUGCAGAAGAACGUGAAUUCAAGGAACUCUGUCAAGACUUUUACCAAACAUUGUCAAAGAAGACGGCUGUGUCCGAUGGUCUAAUUCAAGAUUACGAUGGAUCAAAUAACGAUGAAGAGAUCAAGGAGCUUCAGGAACGUUUGUCUACUGAUCUUGCUGCCCUUAAGAUACUGAUCAGUAUCAAGAAGAAGGAAGCUUCUGACGAAGGAGAUCUCACUGAAUUCCUUUCGAUUAUGAGCGAGUUUGAUCAACAUAUUUCAAUUGUGACUUCUGCUAUCGAAAAUGCAUCUCCCCACCAUUCGGGUAUUGUCAAUAACAAGUUCGUUAAGGCAGACCUUCAAGCUUUGUUGAGAUCUUUGGUUGCCGCUUAUAAGCAGCAUCAACAAAUCAUCAAUGGUGUUUUAGAACGAGCGCUUACUGAAUCGAAGAAACAAUUUUUGGGCGAUAACCAACGGGUUGCCAGUAGUAUCAAAAAGGCCACUAAGAAAUGGACCCAAGUCCAAGCUGCUGCUGCUGCUCGUGAGAGAGAACUGCAAACAUGCAUCGGAAAAUUAGAUCACGAAUUUUUUACCAAGUUAGCUAUGGCUAAAACAACAACUAAAUCUUCCCGUCAUGUAUUGCCACCACAACCUCCCGCAUUGAAAAGACAUCAUGCACCGGCAACCGGAAGACACUUUGGCAGUGUCUCGCCUUUCCCAAGACGAAGUGUUGACGAGACUAACAGAAAAUCAUCAAAAACGCCUGUUUCGGCAUCAACAUCAGCUAGCAGACUCACUCGACCAUCUUAUGUUCCGGACCCUAGAAAUGCUCUUGAUAUUGAAUUAGGUCAUAUUGUAAAUGCAUCUCCUUACAAAAUUACAGUUAAGAUUGUUCCUGAUCAAGUUGGAAAAUAUUGGUUUGGAGAUGAGAAUCCCAGACUUGUCUAUUGUCGUAUCCUCCCUAGUCAAUUGGUGAUGGUUCGUGUUGGAGGCGGUUGGGUUGAGUUAUCAAAAUUCUUAAGAGAUCACGGACUCACAGAAGGUGCACAUUCAAGACCCGAAUCUUCCAACGAUAUUGUUAUCAAUCAGACCAGUGAGCCUGCUCCAUUCCAAGAAAGUUAUUUACAAACACUAAGAUCAGCUUCCCCUUCAGGACGCGUUACAAUUCGUGGCGGCGGCGUUGGAGGUAACAGCAGCAGCCUAGCUUCAACAAGAUCAUCCAGCAAAUCGUCAGGAAGUAGAUCUAAAUCACCUUUACCGGGAUUUGUAAAUGGAGACAAAUAUAUCAGUGUAGAUGAAGCCGGUAAUCAUGUGGUUGUAAAAAUGAAAAAGGCCGAGAGCGACGCUAAAAUGCCCAUUAUCAAGAAGAAACAGUAA